This is a messenger RNA of Hyaloscypha bicolor E, 1284 nucleotides long. RefSeq names its product metal-dependent amidase/aminoacylase/carboxypeptidase. The coding region runs from base 1 to 1284 and encodes 427 amino acids. Lineage: Eukaryota; Fungi; Ascomycota; Leotiomycetes; Helotiales; Hyaloscyphaceae. The record is from RefSeq and is a predicted model, not a curated record. The transcript has 2 exons. Gene Ontology annotation, molecular function: hydrolase activity.
AUGGAUAUCCAAACCCUCCUCAAAACCCACAAACCUAGCCUCGCUCCCUAUGAAACCGUCUACAAGAAUCUCCACCAAAAUCCCGGACUCUCGCUCCAAGAAUACCUCGCCGCCGAAACAGCCGCCUCCCACCUUUCAUCCCUGGGCUACGAAGUCCGCACCUCGAUCGGCGGCACAGGCCUGAUCGGUAUCCUCUCAAACGGCCCAGGGAAGACAGUGCUGCUGCGAGCAGACACCGAUGCCCUGCCCGUGGAAGAGUUAACCGGGCUAGAGUAUGCGAGCAAGAAAAGAGAAGUCGAUGUUGAAGAUGGAGUUGAGAAGAGUGUGAUGCAUGCGUGUGGACAUGAUAUGCAUGUCAGUGUUAUGAUGGCUGUUGCUGAGACGCUGGUUAUGAGUAAAGAGGAAUGGGAGGGAAUGGUGGUGAUUUUGUUUCAGCCUAAUGAGGAGAGGGCUGGGGGUGCGAAGGCUAUGAUUGCAGAUGGCCUUUAUGAUGAGCAGAAACAUGCUUGCCCGAUUCCUGAUGUUGUCUUGGGACAACAUGUCAUGCCGCUUCCUGCUGGAACAGUCGGGACCCGGGUAGGUGCAUUUGCCUCAGCUGCAGAUUCUUUUCGCGUCACGAUCUAUGGAAGAGGAGGCCAUGCUUCUCAACCUCACCGGACGAUUGAUCCUGUCCUUAUGGCGGCUCAUAUCGUGGUUAGACUUCAGAGUAUUGUGAGCAGAGAAGUUGAUCCGAGGGAUGCCGCUGUGGUGACGGUGGGAAGCGUGGUUGCGGGAAUGACCGAGAACAUCAUUCCCGGGGAAGCAACGAUAAAGAUUAAUGUUCGAACGGUCACGCCGGAAACACGGACGAGAGUAUUAUCAGCCAUCAAAAGGAUCGUGAAAGCGGAAUGCGAGGCGAGCGGUGCAACGAAAGAACCACUUUGGAUCUCAACCUCCUCAUUCCCCUUUACUAUCAACGACCAGGAAACCACAGAAACGGUUGCAGCGGCAUUCUCAAAGCAUUUUGGGGACAAACAUGAUCCGGAAUCAGCUCCUUUGGGAGGAAGUGAGGAUUUCUCCAUCUUAGCGACGGAGGCGCCGAAUAAGAGUGGUGGGAAAGGGGUUCCAUAUAGCUAUUGGUCCUUUGGAGGGAGUGAUCCGGAGAAAUAUGAGGAGGCAAGGAAGAAGGGACGGCUAGAGGAUGUGCCGAUUAAUCACAGUGCGUAUUUUGCGCCGGUUAUACAGCCGACGAUGAGUACGGGGGUCGAUGCUAUGGUUGUUGCUGCGUUGAGCUUUUUGAAGUGA